AUGCCAGUUCCAAUUGAAUACUCAUAUGAGGACACAGAAAACAUAUUGGUGUUAGAUGAACUGGAUUACGACCGGUUUGAAAUGGGUAGAGAACUUCAACAGUGUCUUGCUUCCAUUACAGAUGAGCAAAGAAAGGUUUAUGAUGUAAUCAUGGAUGCAGUAACCAAUGACAGUGGUGGAAUGUUCUUUCUAUAUGGCCAUGGUGGAACGGGAAAAACGUUUCUAUGGAAAACUCUUUCGGCUGCAGUUCGUUCGAAGGGAAAGAUUGUAAUUAACGUUGCAUCGAGUGGUAUAGCAUCGUUAUUGCUCCCCGGUGGAAGAACAACUCAUUCUCGAUUCGGACUACCCAUAGAUGUACAUGAGAGUUCCACCUGCAGCAUAUCGCAACAAAGUCCACAUGCAGAGUUGCUCAUAAGGGCAAAGCUUAUUAUAUGGGACGAGGCUCCUAUGAUGCAUAGAUACUGUUUUGAAGCCCUUGACAAAACAAUGAAGUCAAUAUUACAGACUGACAAACCCUUUGGUGGUAAGGUGGUUAUUCUUGGAGGUGAUUUUAGGCAGAUUUUACCAGUUGUGCUCAAAGCAUCAAGGCAGGACAUAGUACAUGCUACGAUAAACUCCUCUCCGCUGUGGAAUUUCUGUCGUGUCAUGAAGUUGACUAAGAACAUGAGAUUGCAGUCAUGUUGUUCUCCAUCUAAUGUGGAUGAGAUAAAAGAAUUUGGAGACUGGAUACUGAAUGUUGGUAAUGGGGAUGUUGGGGAAGACAAUGAUGGUGAAGCUUCGAUAGAGAUUCCAGAUGACAUGUUGAUUGGUGAUUCAGAAGCUCCAUUCAGAGACCUACUCGAAUUCGUUUACCCGGAUUUGUUGAGUAACAUGUACGAUCGAGAUUAUUUUCAAGGGAGGGCAAUUCUUGCACCAACUAAUGAAUGCGUCGAGUCUGUGAACGAUCACUUAAUGUCUCUCCUUCCAGGAGAGGAGAAGGUGUACCUGAGCUCAGAUAGUAUGUGUAGGGACGAGCACACAACGGAGGAUAAUGCAGAAAUUUAUUCGACUGAAAUCCUCAACACAAUAAGAUGCUCCGGAGUUCCUUCUCAUGCGUUGAGGAUCAAGGUUAGUGCACCCGUUAUGCUAAUAAGAAACAUCGAUCAAGCUAGAGGAUUGUGCAACGGUACCAGACUUCAAAUUAUUAGAACUGGCAUUCACGUUCUGAGUUGCAAAAUUCUUUCCGGAAAAAAUAUCGGUGACAUGGUGUUCAUUCCUCGGAUGACUUUAAUACCAUCUAACUCCGGACUGCCAAUUAAAUUUCAGAGAAGACAAUUUCCGUUGAUUGUUUCUUUUGCAAUGACGAUAAAUAAAAGCCAAGGCCAAACUCUUUCGCAUGUUGGUUUGUAUCUUCCUAGGCCUGUCUUCAGCCAUGGUCAACUAUAUGUUGUAGUGUCCAGAGUUAAGAGCAGAGGUGGCAUUAAGAUAUUCAUCAAGUCGGAUUCGGGUGAACUCACCAAUGUUACUAGAAAUGUCGUGUACAAGGAAGUAUUUCAUCGAAUUUGA
Molecule: messenger RNA, 1545 nt
Organism: Erythranthe guttata (spotted monkey flower)
Lineage: Eukaryota; Viridiplantae; Streptophyta; Magnoliopsida; Lamiales; Phrymaceae
Source: RefSeq, a predicted model, not a curated record